Molecule: messenger RNA, 885 nt
Organism: Momordica charantia (bitter melon)
Lineage: Eukaryota; Viridiplantae; Streptophyta; Magnoliopsida; Cucurbitales; Cucurbitaceae
Product: DCL-like protein
Biological process (GO): chloroplast rRNA processing; chloroplast organization
Cellular component (GO): chloroplast
Source: RefSeq, a predicted model, not a curated record
CAUCAUCCCAAGAGACGAAAUGCAGCAGCUUCGUGUUGCUCAGCAUUGAGCUCGCUCUCCACAUGAACAUUUGAUCCUCAUGGCUGCUUCUUUGCUACUCCGGGGGCAUCCUCUUCUUCGGUUGGGGCUCAGACACCGCGGUCUAUGCACUGGAAUCGUACAGGUGACUCGCCGGUCUUGCUGUACUGCGACGGCGGCGCCUACUCCACCAGACGGCAACUUAACAUCUGCUGAAAAUAUUACCUCAGUUUUGAGUUCCAGUGACCCACCCAAGUACUCAAGGUGGGAUGAGCCUGAUUAUCGGAAGUGGAAGGACCAGGAAGAGGAAAUGCUCAACGACAUCGAGCCUAUCAUAUCCCUCACAAAAGAGAUCCUCCACUCAAAUAGGUAUGUGGAUGGAGAGCGAUUGACAUCUGUGGACGAGAGAAUUGUGGUUAACAGGCUUCUUGCUCAUCAUCCACAUGCCGAAGACAAAAUUGGAUGUGGACUUGAAUCCAUCAUGGUCGAUCGGCAUCCCCAAUUUCGGCACUCAAGAUGCCUCUUUGUUAUAAGGACUGAUGGUGGAUGGAUUGACUUCUCGUAUCAAAAGUGUCUUCGGGCAUAUAUCCGAAAUAAGUAUCCAUCAUAUGCAGAGCGGUUUAUCCGGGAACAUUUCAAACGUGGCAGUUGAUGARUUUGAGCCUGGAUGCUGAGUUGUGGAUAUGGUUUUCUUUUUAUUAAGAGUAAUGUAUGACUGAUUAGAUGAGUUAUUUAUGGUUGGUGACCUACAUGAAGGCAAGAUGUAUAGAUUGUCAAUGCAGUGGAUAUCAUAUCCUGGACAGGCACCGCACAAUUUUUGAAACUGAUAACAAUCGAUAAUCAUUGAAAUGAACUUCACUUCAUUGA